Clavispora lusitaniae ATCC 42720 is the source of this 3432-nucleotide messenger RNA. It is a transcript of the gene IRE1, whose product is annotated as bifunctional endoribonuclease/protein kinase. Gene Ontology annotation, molecular function: protein serine/threonine kinase activity; ATP binding; RNA endonuclease activity. Gene Ontology annotation, cellular component: IRE1-TRAF2-ASK1 complex. Gene Ontology annotation, biological process: mRNA processing; intrinsic apoptotic signaling pathway in response to endoplasmic reticulum stress; IRE1-mediated unfolded protein response. The record is from RefSeq and is a predicted model, not a curated record. NCBI's taxonomy places the organism in Eukaryota, Fungi, Ascomycota, Pichiomycetes, Serinales, Metschnikowiaceae.
AUGUUUGUUUUUCAGUAUCUUUACUUUCCAUUUUUAUUUCUAUCAGCUGUUUUUGCAUCAACUUAUGAGAAGAUACUCAACAGUAACGAAGAUUAUUUGCCGGAACAACCAUUAAACACAGAGGAACCCAAAAAUAGUAAUAUUCUCCCGCUAGAUCUACGUUCUUUGGCAGAUUGGGAACUUACUGAUCUAUUACUUGUGAGUGAUAUCGAUGGAAACUUACAUGGGGUAGAAAGAAACACAGGGUCAUUCUUAUGGUCUCUUCCGAUCGAUGAACCGUUAGUCAAAAUCCUGAGGGACUUUUGCGCUCCGAAGAGCUCCUCGUCUGAGUCAAACUUGCUCUGGUUUGUGGAGCCGUAUCAAGAUGGGUCUCUAUAUUAUUUUGCCCCACAGUACGGGUUGAAUAAACUCCCAACUUCCAUCAAGAAUCUUGUCAUGGAGUCGCCGUUUUCACUUAGCGGGGACAAUAAAAUCUAUACAGGUGCAAGAAAGACUUCGCUUUAUACCAUCAAUAUCAACACUGGUGAAAUACUCAGUCAAUUUGGAUCCCUGGAGGACGAAAAAUGUCCAAUACCGAAUGUCUAUCGCACUCCGAACAUCCGUUCGAACUCUGAUGAAAAUACCAUCCUAAUUGGUAAAACAACAUUUGAACUUUCAAUUCACUCAAAAAUCGAUUCAAACGUCGUAUGGAAUGUGACAUACUCGCUCUGGGGUCCAAAUAACAUUGAUAACGACUUGAUCAUGCAGAACGUUCAGUCAUCAGAUAAUCUUUAUUUCACUCCCUUUCACGACAAGUCUUUGUUGGCUAUUAACAAGAACUUAGGAACACCAGCAUGGAUAAGCAAGCUUCCAUCUUUAGCUGUUAACGUCUUCGAUGUUUUCAACAGAAAUUCAAAUUACGUUGUACUUCCUCAUCCAUUGAAGGUUUUGAACGAUCUUCAGAUAGAUACAAAAAAUGAAGCUAACAAUGAUUUGUGUUUCGUGAACAAAACUGCCAACGGGAAGGAGUGGUUUGCCAUGAGCUUCUUGAAUUACCCAACUUUACUUAAAUCUGCGCCAGUUUCCAGAUAUCAAAUGAGUCUUUACAAGCAUGAAAAUGGCCUUUUAAGUGACCAAGAGAUCAGUUUUAUAUCGAACUUUAGCGUGUCCGAUGCUGAAAAUGAGAAUCUAUUAAAUGGUGUCCACAGAAUCAACCAUCUUUACCCGGAAAAUCUCUAUCAACCAGUCUCAAAGUUUACACGAAGGCCGAUAAACCUUAUUGGAGAUGGCUCAGAAUCUUCAAACAAAGAACAUUCAAAACUGAACGUUCACGAGCUGCAACAAAUCCCAACCAUCAUGGAUGGUAUACUAUUUCCUGAAGCAAAACCACAAUAUCGACAGGAUUUGGCAACAAUUGAUCACCAAGAUGACCACAUGCAAGUUCACGAUGGAGAUUAUAGUACUACUUUGCCUCCUGCAAGAUACAAUCAAAACAGACAUAUUCCAAAUGAUAGGCAAUCCAAGGAAACUAUAUCGGUUUUUCGUCGCAUUGCUGAAGAUAUAUUUGUCAUGUCAGCAUUGAUGUUAUUUUUCAUGGCUUGCGUGAAGGUUAAUCAAAUUCUUAGGGAUAGGAGAGAGCUCAGAGAUGUUGAUACGUAUGAAGAAGUAUCCGAGAAGAUCCAUACCCUUGAUACGUCUGAACCAUCCAGUGAUACCUUUGUUGAAGAAUCCGCAGCAGAAUCUAAGACUGCUUUGGAAGAAACUGAAUCUCAAAAUAGCGGUAACAGUCUAGUCAAAAGAGUGAGUAUUAUCGCACCUGGUGACUCUUCGACCGAAAAUCCUGAUUCGGAAGGAAAUAAGGAAGGCGAGGAGGAUACCGAGAAGGAAGGUGAUAAUACGUUAACAAAAAAGAAGAGAAAAAGAGGAAGCCGCGGAGGCAAACGUGGGGGCAAAGGCAAGAAGAAUGCCGGUAAAGAAGGAGAGGAGACGCGGGACGAAAUUAAUGACGAACAUAAGGAGGAUGUUGUGCGAGAGGAGAGUGAUAAUGAGCAGAAUUUUAUCUCCACCAAAUCUCUUGUGAGAGAUAUCAUUAAACCAUCCAAUCAGUUGAAGAAGCUUCAGAUUGAUAGUAACUUGGUAAUAUCUGACAAGAUUUUGGGUUACGGUUCACAUGGUACGGUAGUUUAUGAAGGGUCGUUUGAGAACAGACCUGUUGCAGUAAAAAGAAUGCUACUUGACUUUUAUGAAAUCGCAAAUCAUGAAGUGAGACUCCUCCAAGAGAGUGACGACCAUCCUAAUGUGAUUCGCUACUUUUGCUCCCAAUCAAGUGAAAGUGAGAAAUUUUUGUACAUCGCAUUGGAGUUAUGUUCGUGUUCUCUUGAUGAGAUUAUCGAAAAACGUCACGAUUAUUCUAAAUCUUUAUGGCUAAAACCAUCUGCAUACUGUGAUGCACUUUAUCAACUUGCCAGUGGCCUCCACUACUUACACUCAUUGAAAAUUGUUCAUCGAGACUUGAAGCCUCAAAAUAUUUUGGUAGGAGAUCUGGGGAAAACAAAGUCAGAUGCGUGCAAUUCGAUUAGACUUUUAAUCUCAGAUUUUGGACUAUGCAAAAAACUUGAUGGUGACCAGUCUUCAUUCAGAGCUACAACACAAAACGCUGCUUCGGGUACUUCGGGCUGGAGAGCACCUGAAUUACUUUUGAGCCAUGAUUUGUUGGAAAUCUCCCCAGAUACAGUUUCGUCGAUUAACUCAAGCUCCCGCCACUCUUUGAGAGAGGGGUCUAAUACCAGUGGAGCAGUCAAGAGAUUGACUAAAGCGAUUGAUAUUUUCUCGCUUGGAUGCGUGUUUUAUUAUAUAUUGUCCGGCGGAGGACACCCCUACGGCGAUAGAUACAUGAGAGAGGGAAAUAUCAUCCGAGGGGAGUUCGAUUUAUCUGGGUUGAAAGACUAUUGCCCUGAUGAUUUCGUCGAGGCUACUGAUUUGAUCAGCUCGAUGAUUAGUUCCAAUCCAAAAUCUCGCCCUGAUACGGGGACAAUUCUCAAGCACCCAUACUUUUGGAGCUAUAACAAGAAGUUAGAGUUCCUCUUGAAGGUGAGCGAUAGAUUCGAAAUCGAGCGUCGGGACCCGCCAAGUGACUUACUUGUUACGCUUGAGCAAGCGGGACCAAAGGUUCAUCUAGGAGAUUGGCUCAACAAAUUCGAUAAAACCUUCAUUGACAACUUGGGUAAGUAUAGAAAGUACCAAGGUGACAAACUAAUGGAUUUGUUGCGAGCUUUGAGAAACAAGUAUCACCACUACAACGACAUGCCUCUGGUUCUCCAGCUGCAAAUGAGUCCCUUACCCCACGGCUUUUACAAGUAUUUCAACACGAAGUUCCCCAAUCUACUUAUGGAAACUUACUAUGUUGUGAAGUCAAACCUUCACGACGAGCAUAUCUUUCAAGAGUUUUUCUAG